Messenger RNA from Cicer arietinum (chickpea), 4363 nucleotides. The record is from RefSeq and is a predicted model, not a curated record. Lineage: Eukaryota; Viridiplantae; Streptophyta; Magnoliopsida; Fabales; Fabaceae.
AGACACCACUUGAUUCGUUGACUUUGCAUGCCAAACGGACGGAAAAUAAUCCUUCACUUGGCGGGCCCAACAUCGUACCCUACCAGUUUGAAUUCAAAAAAAAUCAACGAAAAUUACAACGUUACGAUUCCGUACCUUAGCUUCGGAACCCAAACCUAACUCCGAACCAAACCAAAUUACACUGAACCAACGCCAAAAACACCGUUCCAUUCCAACUUCACAAACAACACUGCUCCUAAAUUCUCUUUUUCUUUAGCAAGAGACCCACUUGGCCACUUCACAAAAAGUUCCUUUUUUCUCUCCUGUUUCUUCAGCUUCAGUGUGUAUUUUCGGUUUCUUGAAGAAAAAUGCUAACUUGAGUGAUCAUUUUCAUUGUCAACUCUGCAUAGCAAAUUGGGGUUCUUGAUUUUCUCCUCUUCUUCUUCUUGUCGUUGUUUGAUUGUUGAUGAUCAUUAUGGAUAAUUGUUCAAGAAGCGGGGUUCAUGAUUUCAACAUGGCUUCAAGAAAAGCUGAAGAAGCAGCUUGGAGACGUUACGAGGCAACUCAAUGGCUAGAAAGCCAAGUGGGUCCUCUUGGAAUAUCUAACCAACCCACAGAGAGACAACUUGUUUCUUGCUUGAGAAAUGGUCUCAUUCUUUGCAAGACCAUUAACAAGAUUCAUCCAGGAGCAGUACCAAAGGUUGUGGAUACUCCUCAAGUGCCAUUACAAUCACUUACAUGGGAUUCCCAGCCUUUACCUGCUUACCAGUAUUUCGAAAAUGUCCGCAACUUUCUUGUUGCUGCUCAAGAACUAAAGCUUCCAGCUUUUGAAGCUUCUGAUCUUGAAAGGGAAAGUGUAGAGAAUGGGUCAGCAGGAAAAAUUGUUGAUUGCAUUCUAUCACUUAAAUGGUUUCAUGAGUCGAAGCAGACGAACUAUCAGAGUGGAUCCAGCAAACACAUGAAAUCUCCUUUAGUUAUGCAAUCAGUCAGUAGGUUGCAUCCAAGAGCCACAGCUGCAUUACCCUCGGAUGCAUGCAGACACUUGGAUUUGUCUGCAACAUCGGAAAAAACGCCUCCUGCUGGAAGUAAUUUUCAUAAACGAGAAGAAACUGUGGAAUCACUUUCUAAGAUACUAGUUGACCUUAUGCUUGAUGCCAAAGAAAAUAUUGAUGGAAAAGUUGUUGCUUCUCUUCGCAAUGGGGAUAUGGAUCCAAUGAACCUAUUUAAUCAGAUUUUGACUAGUUGUUGUAGGGAACAGGUAUCUAUGAAGUUACCUGAGUUGCCUUUGCUACUAAAGAAUUUUAUAAAAGAAGGGAGUAGCUUACCACCUCAUUUCACUUCCAAACCCACAGAAUCAAAUGCUUUCUCUGCAUCUGAAAAAUCCAAGUGUUGCAGAGCAUGCCCUGGAAUGUGCACUUGCAAUCAGAAGCAUCUCAUAGACAUGCAGGAAAAAGAGCUUCAGGAUCUCAAGGCUUUGAAGUUCAAAAUUAUGAAUGAGUUUCAAGAGAUGCAAUCACAGUGUCAGAGAUUUUUCAAUGAUAUAGGAAUUCACAUAAAUGAUAUAUCAACCAAAGCUCUUGGCUAUUACAAAGUAGUAGAAGAGAACAGAAAACUAUACAACAUGGUCCAAGAUUUGAAAGGUAAUAUUCGAGUUUACUGCAGAAUCAGACCUACAUUCGAGGCUGACUCCAAGAACGUUGUUGAUUUCAUUGGGGAAGACGGUUCUCUAUUCAUUUUAGAUCCAUCAAAAGCACUAAAAGAUGGAAGAAAACUUUUUCAGUUUAAUCGGAUUUUUGGUCCAACAGCUGGCCAAGAUGAGGUUUAUAGAGACACUCAACCAUUAAUUAGAUCGGUAAUGGAUGGAUACAAUGUUUGUAUUUUUGCUUACGGUCAAACAGGAUCUGGGAAGACUCACACCAUGAGUGGUCCUUCAAGUGGAACAUCCAAGGAUAUGGGGAUCAACUAUCUGGCUCUUAAUGAUUUGUUUCAAAUGUCUAAUGAAAGGAAGGACAAUAUAAAGUAUGACAUUUCUGUUCAAAUGGUUGAGAUUUACAAUGAACAAGUAAGAGACUUACUUGCAGAGGACAAAACAGAAAACAAAUUAGAGAUUCGGAGCUGCAAUGAUGAUGGAAUGAGCCUUCCCGAUGCAAGAUUGCGGUCAGUGAAGUCUACGACUGAUGUUAUGACCCUCAUGAAACUUGGCGAGUUUAACCGUGCUGUCAGUUCUACUGCAAUCAACAAUAGGAGUAGUCGUUCCCACAGUGUACUCACAGUGCACAUUAAUGGCAAAGAUACAUCCGGCAACUCCAUUCGCAGUUGCCUUCAUUUAGUAGACCUUGCUGGAAGUGAAAGAGUAGACAAGUCUGAAGUCACAGGAGAUAGACUAAAGGAAGCACUAUAUAUCAACAAGUCUCUUUCGUGUUUGGGAGAUGUGAUCAUGGCACUUGCACAGAAGAAUUCUCACAUUCCUUACCGGAACAGCAAACUCACACUUCUUUUGCAGGAUUCCUUAGGUGGACAUGCUAAAACAUUGAUGUUUGCGCAUGUGAGUCCCGAAGCGGAUUCCUUUGGUGAAACAGUGAGUACUCUAAAGUUUGCUCAAAGAGUUUCCACUGUGGAACUAGGGGCAGCCCGGAUGAACAAAGAAAGCAGCGAGGUUAUGCAACUUAAAGCACAGGUUGAGAACCUUAAGAUUGCAUUGGCAAACAAGGAAAGUUCAAAACCAAUGUUCAAUAGAACUAAAGAACCUCACACUCCAUUAGAAAAAACACCAUUACGCCCUCGAAGACUUAGCAUCGAGAAUUGCAGCGCGGUAAAGACUGAAAAUUCAGUGAAUGUUCAGGAUAGAAGUGGAGCCAAAUCACCUUCUUUCAUACCCCGUUCAAGAAGACUAAGCUUGGAAGGUCCAAGAACCAUAAAAAAAGACGGUCUACAACAGAAAGCAUCAGCUGAAGUAAGCAAAACUUUACAUUAUGAGCCGAUGUCUCAACAGAAAUAUCGUCCGCAACAAGAUCCGGAAGCAGUGCCAAUGCUAAAUGGCCAAUUGAGCAAUGUCAAAGCUCCUCCAAGCCCUACAAACAUCUAUCAGAACCGUUCAAGAAGACUAAGCUUGGAAGGUCCAAGAACCAUAAAAAAAGACGGUCUACAACACAAAGCAUCAGCUGAAGUAAGCAAAACUUUACAGUAUGAGCCGAUGUCUCAACAGAAAUAUCGUCCGCAACAAGAGCCGGAAGCAGUGCCAAUGCUAAAUGGCCAAUUGAGCAAUGUCAAAGCUCCUCCAAGCCCUACAAACAUCUAUCAGAACCGUUCAAGAAGACUAAGCUUGGAAGGUCCAAGAACCAUAAAAAAAGACGGUCUACAACACAAAGCAUCAGCUGAAGUAAGCAAAACUUUACAGUAUGAGCCGAUGUCUCAACAGAAAUAUCGUCCGCAACAAGAGCCGGAAGCAGUGCCAAUGCUAAAUGGCCAAUUGAGCAAUGUCAAAGCUCCUCCAAGCCCUACAAACAUCUAUCAGAAGAGGUUGAUAAAAGUUGAUGGUGGUGUCCAAAUUCACCCUCUUAAACUACCUCAAACACCUGAACCACAAUUGCUAGAUAAAAAUGAUUCACACAUAAUUGUACCAAGUGAUCUUGCUGAUUCCCUUGCAGCAAAGGUGACAAGUAGCACAAAUGGAAAAGGGUCGCAGUUUAGAAGAUCGUUGAGAACAAUUGGGAAACUGAUUAAUGGCUCUGAAAAGAGGAGCCAACAAAUUAUGGUUGAAGUGAAGUCACCUAUCAAGGGAAGCAGCCAUGCAAGUCCGAUAAUAUCACCAAUACCAGCUGGUGAGAGAACAAAAAGGAGGCGAUCUUUAACAGGAAUUCAAUCAUCCGGGCCUAAUUCACGAAGAUCUUCUCUUGGAGGGAAGCCGGCCCCAGUAACAUAUGAGAAGGAGAGAAAUGCUAGAACACCUCCUCCUGUUCAUCCAGAAACCAAGACUUCAAAAAGGUGGCUAUAGAUGACAAGUGCUUUGACUUUAAGCAUGCCAACAAGGCUGAACUUGACUCUAGUUAAUUUAGGACAAGCUCCAAAUUUUUUGGAGCUUUUGUUUUCACAUCAACAAAGAUGCCUUUGUUUCUUUUUUUAGUGGCAGGGAGAUAGAUUUGAAGUAAAAAAUUGCAAAGAUGGCAAGAGAGUCGGUGUAGAUACAAGAUACUAGAUAUAAAAAAAUAUCAAGGAAGAUACAAAAUUGAAAUUUUUUCAAGUUUGUAUUUUAGCAUGUUGCAUGGUUGUUUAGUAAUAUUUCUCAAUGCACACUCUAAAUUUUUUUGGGUUGAAAAUACAAUGGAUACUGAAAAUUGGACUUCUGUGCAAGCCUUGUGCCAAUAUUAAAGAGUGUAUUUUUCCA